GCUGAGACGGCAGAGUGAAAGAGGGGCAGAACUGCUGAGCGGCUUUGUUCCUGAUGUAAACAGGUUCGGGUCUGUCUGUCUGCGGAAUAAACAUUCUUUAAACGGCCGUUCAAAUGUGUGGAACGUUUUCCGCGCGGCAUCGACGCGUGAAAAGCCUGCGGAAGUAGGGCCGGUGUCACAGCUGCGGGGCCACAGGAGGAGCCGAUACCGACGCCGCUGUCCGGGGCCUAACUGUCGCCCCGCGCGCAAUCGGAUAAUUUACUUUUUCCACAAUGUUGGGUUAUGAUGACUUGGAGGCCUAUGAAGAUGAGCUGUAUCACGAGGAAUCUUCUAGUGAGGCAGAAAUUGAUAGUGAAGUGGAGUUCCAGUUAUACAGUCAAGUACAUUAUGCAAACAAUAUUAAUGAAGCGAAGAUGGAUGGAAAGAGGGACACAGUUGCUAUAAAUCCCCAUAUCACUUCAGUUGAAGAUAAAGCAAAGCAUUCAAGAAAAAGCAAAGAGCAAAUUAUUUUGACUGAUAGUGAUGUUGUAGUCAUUUCAGAUAGCCCCGAUGUCAUAGUUUUGUCAGACUCUGAAUGCGAUGAUAGUGUUUAUACACACAAGGAUGCUAAACCCUCAGAAUGUUACCUUAAGCAAAACAAAGAACAGUCCAUGGGUGAACGUGCACCUGGAUCAGACCGCUGUUCAAAUCAUUCAACAUCAAGCAUGAAUAGAUUGGCUGAAAUGCAGACAUUAAACCAAAGGAUGGGCAGAAUAUGUCAACAGAUCCAAGAGGGAACAACGAUGGAAGAGAGUGGAAGUUCUGGAACAGAAAGUGAUGAUGCGAUAGAGAAUUGGAUGGUUCUGGGAAAUGAUAAGGAAGAAAAAGAUGAUGACAACAUUCAGAUCAAUAUUGUAGAUUGUGAAGCACCGAGGAACAAAGGAGGUAACCGUCAUUCUCAGUGGUUAAUUUCUGAAAAAGAUCGAAAGGGGUCAUUUGUGGGUUAUCGCUAUCGUUACUAUGCACCAACUAACAAAAAUGUGGACUGCAGGAACUGUGGCAAAAAGGGACACAUAUCCAAAACCUGCCUGGCUCCAAAGAAAUGGCCUCCUUGCUGUUUGUGUGGAGUUAGAGGUCACCUUCAGAGAAGUUGCCCAGAGAGAUAUUGUACGAACUGCAACAUGCCUGGUCACUGGUUUAAGGAGUGCAUUGAAAGGGCAUACUGGAAAAAGAAGUGUCAUCGUUGUAGCAUGACUGGUCACUAUGCAGACGCUUGUCCUGAAAUAUGGAGGCAGUACCAUUUAACGACCAGACAAGGACCAAUAAUAAGUGGACCAUCUGAGCCUGCAGCCAGGAAAUCUGUGUAUUGCUACAACUGUGCAAAAAGAGGACACUAUGGCCACGAGUGCUCAAACAAAUGGAUGCAUAAGCAUAUCCUUCCUACCUCGUCACUUGUGUACUAUUAUGAUACUGAGCGGGACAUAAAAUGUAGGGAACGGAGGAUGUGGAAGAAAGUUGAAGAACUUCAAGAUGCCGGCCUUCUUGAAACCGACUUUCCAUCUAAGAGAAUGUGCAGGGAGUCUGCAAACGAAGAUUUGGUUUCCAAGAAAGCAAAGAAAAAACAGAGGAAGGAGAUGCUUAGAAAAAGAUAUGAGAGACGAGAGCAAGGAGAUAGAAACAAAAGUAGUUUGACAAAACGCAAAACAAAACAUCACCAUCAUUCUUCCCCUUCUCUGAAAAAGUUCAAUGAAGGUGCCGAAGAUGAUUUUCCAAGGGGGGGAACAGCAAAAUCAGAAGCUGCGAAUGCUGCUCACCGGAGAAAACAUGGGAGCUCCCGAUUGUUUGUGCACAGUAAUCCUCCACAGACUGAAGCACGACUAGAUCGAAAAAAGAUCAAGAUAAGCAAACAGAAACGUAUGCAGGCAAAAAAAAAGAUAAAGGCUAGGAAAACAAAAGUAUCUGACACAGCAUCCCCCAUCCCAAAUAAUCUUUUAAUGAUAAAACAAAAAAAAAAGCACAAGAAGCACUAGAAGUUAAAUUGCAAGAAUCUGUAGACUA
Amblyraja radiata (thorny skate) is the source of this 2037-nucleotide messenger RNA. It is a transcript of the gene zcchc7, whose product is annotated as zinc finger, CCHC domain containing 7. NCBI's taxonomy places the organism in Eukaryota, Metazoa, Chordata, Chondrichthyes, Rajiformes, Rajidae. Gene Ontology annotation, molecular function: RNA binding; zinc ion binding. The coding region runs from base 273 to 2009 and encodes 578 amino acids. The record is from RefSeq and is a predicted model, not a curated record. Gene Ontology annotation, cellular component: TRAMP complex. The transcript has 9 exons. Gene Ontology annotation, biological process: nuclear polyadenylation-dependent rRNA catabolic process; nuclear polyadenylation-dependent snoRNA catabolic process; TRAMP-dependent tRNA surveillance pathway.